GGCAUGUACGACCAGCUCGAGAAGGAGGGCUGCCCGGAGUACCGCUGCGAUUUUACCUACGACAGAAACAGGCUUAGUGAAGCCGAUGCCAUUCUCUUCAAGUCUGACGACAUCCGAAUGGACGACCUGCCCAGCCUGCGCCUACCCCACCAGCGCUGGGUGUGGGUGGAGGUGGAGGCGCCUCUCAGCCAGCGCGGGAUCAACGCCAUGAGCAUCGUCGACGAACUCGGAAGUCACAACAUCAACUGGACCAUGUCUUACCACUCGUCCUCGGAGGUCGUUGGCAUGAACGGAUACCUGUACACUCUCAAGUUCCCGAUUCAACCGCUGCGUUCGAACCUGAUAGCCGACCACCGACCCACCAUGAGCAUGUACCUGCAGGCUCUGGAGUCCAACACGUCCCUGGAAGCCAUCAUGGGUCCCAGCUGGAGGAGCUUCGUGACACGGCCCAAGCUCGUGGUCUGGAUGUCCAGCCACUGCCCGACGUCCUCUCGCAGGGAGGACUAUGUGGCGGAACUCCAGAAGUACAUUCACGUGGAAGUCUUCGGGUUCUGCGGGAAAUUCCAGUGCGGGGAACACUUCGAUGCGUUCGGGUCCACUUGCUGGGAAAGGAGACUCCGGCCGCAGUAUCUGUUUUACCUCACUAUGGAAAACAGCCUCUGUGACGAAUACAUCACCGAGAAGUUAUAUAACCCGCUAAUACAUGGGCUUGUUCCUGUCGUUUAUGGAUUGUCUGACUACCAGAAAUUUCUGCCUCCUCACUCCUACAUAAACGCUCGCAAUUACCAUCCUCGCGAACUGGGAGACAUUUUGACGGCGUUGCAGCGAGAUCCCGUCGCGUAUGGGAAAUACCACGUCUGGCGAGGCUAUUGGAAAGCGAUGUUGCCGGGGAGCAUGUGCGAGCUGUGCCAUCGCCUCCACAACGACUUCCACACCGGCCACCACAUCGACAUCCCGAGGUGGCGAGAGGAGAACGAGAGAUGCUACGACGCCCCCGUGGAGAUGUUCAAGGACGACGGCUGGCGGCAGGUGGUUCAGCCCGAGGAGCCGAAGGAGGAGGGAGGCAUUAUCCAGGAAGAUCACGUCUUUGUGCUUGCUCUCUUUUGUCUCCUGGGCUCGGCGCUGUUGUUGGUCUUCAGGCAGUGAUGAGGGUUAUUGAAGAGGUUUUUUUUCUUUCUUUUUCUUUUGCUGGAUGUUACGUUAUGGCAAGAUAGAUCCAUGAAGAUCUUGUCAGUUUGUGUUAUUUUCUUUGCUUCAAUUUAUCUGUUAAUAUGUCAUUGUACUGUCACAUUCCUUAGUUGGAAUUUCUGUAUUUUCACUGUCUGGUGUAGCAUAUUUCCUAUGCAAAUAUGCUGCAAACUGUAUGAAUAGAAUUAUUUUAAUACUUUAUAGAACACCAGAGCUUGUGUUGCUUUCCCUUUAAAUCAAGAAAUGCCCUCUCUGUAUCUAUUAAUAUUUUAUGCUUCCCAUUACUCCUUUAGUAACAAGAAAAAUAGUGGGGAUAUAGAUAUUCAAACUGUACAAUGAUAUAUGGUGUAAUCACAUUUUGUCCACAUUUCAUACAUUUCAUAAUGCAUAUAAAGUGAAAACACUAUAUAUAUAUAAAUGCAAAUUAUUAUAUUCAGCUUCCUUCUUAUUUAUUCAGAAAUCUCGUUCUUCUUCAAUUAUUAAAAAGCUAACAGGUUCAUAUACAGUAUUCCUGUUCAUUUA
Penaeus indicus is the source of this 1710-nucleotide messenger RNA. Its product is annotated as alpha-(1,3)-fucosyltransferase C-like. Lineage: Eukaryota; Metazoa; Arthropoda; Malacostraca; Decapoda; Penaeidae. Bases 4 to 1146 code for a protein of 380 amino acids. The transcript has 5 exons. The record is from RefSeq and is a predicted model, not a curated record. Gene Ontology annotation, cellular component: membrane. Gene Ontology annotation, molecular function: fucosyltransferase activity.